AUGGCUGCCGACUCCGCCUCUGACGACAGCAAGUUCCUGCGGCAGGAUGACGACUUCAGGAACAGUGGUGUGGGGCAGGCUGAUUGGUCGGCCAAGAAGAUGGUGUGGAUCCCGUCAGAGAAGGAGGGGUUUGAGGCCGCCAGCAUCAAGGAGGAGAAGGGAGACGAUGUGCUGGUAGAGUUGGCUAACGGUAGGAAAGCCACAGUCAACAAGGAUGAUAUCCAGAAGAUGAACCCUCCUAAGUUCAGUAAGGUGGAGGACAUGGCAGCUCUUACCUGUCUCAACGAGGCCUCUGUCCUCCACAACCUCAAAGAGAGGUACUUCUCCAGCCUCAUCUACACGUAUUCAGGUCUGUUCUGUGUGGUGGUGAACCCCUAUAAGAUGCUUCCUAUCUACUCAGAGAAGAUCAUUCAGAUUUAUAAGGGGAAGAAACGCCACGAGGUUCCUCCUCAUAUCUACUCCAUCACUGAUAACGCUUACAGGAACAUGAUGCAAGAGCGUGAGGACCAGUCAAUUCUGUGCACAGGUGAGUCUGGAGCGGGGAAGACAGAGAACACGAAGAAGGUGAUCCAGUAUCUGGCGGUGGUGGCUUCCUCUCACAAGGGCAGCAAGAAGGACACUGGAGCUGUGAGUGGGGAGCUAGAGAAGCAGCUGCUGCAGGCUAACCCCAUCCUGGAAGCCUUCGGGAACGCCAAGACCAUCAAGAACGACAACUCCUCACGAUUCGGCAAGUUUAUUAAGCUCAACUUUGACGUGACCGGAUUCCUGGUUGGAGCCAACAUCGAUACCUACCUGCUGGAGAAGUCUCGCUGUAUCCGCCAAGCCAAGAUAGAGAGAGCCUUCCAUAUCUUUUACUACAUGGUGGCCGGCGCGAAGGACCAACUAAAGGAGGAGCUGUUACUGGAGGAUUUCGGGGCCUACCGGUUCCUGGUGGCGGGUCAUGUGGAGGUGCCUGGUCAGGAAGAUGAUCAGAUGUUCAUAGAAACACUGGAGGCCAUGGAGAUCAUGGGUUUCUCUGAGGACGAGAGGACAGGCAUGAUGAAGGUGGUCUCCACUGUGCUCCAGCUGGGGAACAUUAAGUUCAACAAGGAGAGGAACAAUGAGCAGGCCACCAUGCCCGACAACACAGCGGCUCAGAAAGUGUGCCACCUGCAGGGUAUCAACGUGACAGACUUCACCCGUUCCGUCCUCACCCCCCGUAUCAAGGUGGGCAGAGAGGUGGUGCAGAAGGCUCAGACCAAGGAACAGGCUGACUUUGCCAUCGAGGCCCUAGCGAAGGCCAUGUAUGAGCGGUUGUUCAGGUGGAUCCUGGCUCGGGUGAAUAAGACUCUGGAUAAGGCCAAACGUAAAGGAGCAUCAUUCCUGGGGAUCCUAGACAUCGCUGGCUUUGAAAUCUUUGAGGACAACUCGUUUGAGCAGCUGUGCAUCAACUACACCAACGAGCGUCUGCAGCAGCUGUUCAACCACACCAUGUUCAUCCUGGAGCAGGAGGAGUACAAGAGAGAGGGGAUCGACUGGGCCUUCAUAGACUUCGGCCUGGACCUGCAGCCCUGCAUAGAGCUCAUCGAGAGACCGAACAAUCCUCCAGGUAUCUUGGCUCUGUUGGAUGAGGAGUGCUGGUUCCCUAAAGCCACAGACCUGUCCUUCGUUGAGAAGCUGAUGAACACACACACGUCCCACUGCAAGUUCUCCAAACCCAAAUCACUCAAAGACAAGACUGCCUUCUCUGUUCUUCACUACGCCGGCAAGGUGGACUACAACGGGGCCAACUGGCUGACCAAGAACAUGGACCCUCUGAAUGACAACGUGACGGCUCUCCUCAACAACUCAUCCAACCCCUUCAUACAGGACCUCUGGAAGGAUGUGGACCGUGUGGUGGGUCUGGAGACCAUUACUAAGAUGUCAGAGAGCUCGGCCCCCAGCGCCACCAAGUCUAAGAAGGGCAUGUUCAGGACAGUGGGCCAGCUCUACAAGGAGUCCCUGGGCAAACUGAUGACCACGUUGAACAACACACAACCCAACUUCAUACGCUGUAUCAUCCCUAACCACGAGAAGAGGGCAGGGAAGCUGGAUGCUAACCUGGUUCUGGAACAGUUGAGGUGUAACGGGGUUCUGGAAGGGAUCCGUAUCUGCAGACAGGGCUUCCCCAACCGCAUCGUGUUCCAAGAGUUCCGACAACGCUAUGAGAUCCUAGCAGCCAACUGCAUCCCAAAGGGUUUCAUGGACGGGAAACAGGCUUGUCAACUAAUGAUGAAGCACCUGGACCUGGACCCUAAUCUGUUCCGUAUUGGUCAGAGUAAGAUGUUCUUCAGAACAGGAGUGUUAGCCCAGCUGGAGGAGGAGAGGGACAUUAAACUGACCGUGGUCAUCAUCGCCUUCCAGGCCCACGCUAGGAGCUUCCUCGCACGCAGAGCGUUUAGUAAGCGUCAGGCCCAGCUGACUGCUAUGAAGGUGAUUCAGAGGAACUGUGCUGUCUACCUGGUCCUGAAGAACUGGCAGUGGUGGAGACUCUUCACCAAGGUGAAGCCCCUCCUCCAGGUGACGCGACAGGAAGAAGAAAUGGGUCAGAAGGAGGAGGAGCUGAAGUCCGCCAAGGAUCUGGCUCAGCAGAGCCAGGUGGAACUGAAAGAGAUCUCCCAGAAACACACACAGGUAGUAGAGGAACGAGCUAAACUGGAGCAGAAGCUUCAGGCAGAGACAGAGUUGUAUGCUGAGGCAGAGGAGAUGAGGGUUCGUCUGGAGGUCAAGAAGCAGGAGCUGGAGGAGGUGCUCCAUGAGAUGGAGUCGCGGCUGGAGGAGGAGGAGGAGAGAGCCACACAGCUGCAGCAGGAGAGGAAGGACAUGCAGCAGCAACUACAGGCCAUGGAGGCCCACCUGUCAGAGGAAGAGGACUCUCGUCAGAAGCUGCAGCUGGAGAAGGUGACUGUUGAGGGGAAGGUCAAGAAACUGGAGGAGGACGUUGUCAUCAUGGAGGACCAGAAUAACAAACUACUCAAGGAGCGUAAACUGUUGGAGGAGAGAAUAGCAGACUCCAGCUCUAACCUGGCUGAGGAAGAGGAGAAGUCUAAGAACCUGGCCAAGCUGAAGAACAAACACGAGUCUAUGAUCUCAGACCUGGAGGUGCGUAUGAAGAAGGAGGAGAAGGGCAGGCAGGAUGUGGAGAAGGCCAAGAGGAAGCUGGAGACGGAGCUGGCUGAUCUCCAGGAGCAGCUGGCCGACCUGCAGGCCCAGAUAGCCGAGCUCAGAGCACAGCUCGCCGCCAAGGAGGAGGAGCUACUGGCCACACAGGCCAGGUUGGAGGAGGAGUCUGCCGGAUGUGUUGCGGCGGUGCGUCGUGUCAGGGAGCUGGAGGGGCUGUUAGGUGAGAUCCAGGAGGACCUGGAGUCAGAGGGGGCUGCCAGGAGGAAGGCUGAUGCAGCCUGUAGAGACCUGGGGGAGGAGCUGAACGCUCUGAGGUCUGAGCUGGAAGACACUCUGGAUACCACCGCCGCGCAGCAGGAGCUACGGUACGGUCAAGUCACGCUCACCACCACAGCCUGA
Messenger RNA from Salvelinus namaycush (lake trout), 3540 nucleotides. RefSeq names its product myosin-11-like. Gene Ontology annotation, molecular function: actin filament binding; microfilament motor activity; ATP binding. The transcript is spliced from 27 exons. The record is from RefSeq and is a predicted model, not a curated record. NCBI's taxonomy places the organism in Eukaryota, Metazoa, Chordata, Actinopteri, Salmoniformes, Salmonidae. Gene Ontology annotation, biological process: vesicle transport along actin filament; actin filament organization. Bases 1 to 3540 code for a protein of 1179 amino acids. Gene Ontology annotation, cellular component: vesicle; cytoplasm; actin cytoskeleton.